GAGCGUGCGGAGAACCGAGGGGGUUGAGUGACGCUUCGUACGAGGCUGGAUGGGAGGGGGGAGCAGCGGUAUGAUUCCCGUUGAGAAAAGGAGGAAAGUUUAAAGUUAUAUAUUGUAUUUUGUCUAAAUAAACACAACGUGAAGAGGACAUUUGAGGCCCAUCAUUUUUGCCCAGAGGGAGAGAAGAAAAAGGUCAACUUGAUACCUAGCUACUCAAAGUCGAAAGCCAACAAUGCCCAUAAAAUCCCGCAUCACAAUCCCCGUCCCCCAGGUCUCCCUCCCAACCUACAUUUUUGACUCUCCCACCGCCCCGUUACCCAAAACACCAAUUCUCAUCUCCGCGACGAACCCAGAGUCACAUUUUCUCUCGCUACACGACCACCGGCAGUAUGCAAAGCGCUUCGCAUCGGGUCUGCUGCGCGCAGGACUGCAGCCGGGGGAUCGCGUGCUGCUCUUCUCGUCGAACACGCUAUUCUUCCCUGCCGUGGUAAUGGGUACGAUAAUGGCCGAGGGAAUCUUCACGGGCGCGAAUCCAAGCUACGUAGCUCGGGAGUUGGCAUAUCAAUUACAGGACAGCGGGGCGCGGUAUCUCAUCUGCGCUGAAGCCAAUAUCGACACUGGAAUUGCAGCCGCGAAAGAAAUCGGGUUGAGUGCGGAUUGUAUUUUUGUUUUCGACGAUGGAGCCGCGACGUUUGAAGGUAGAAAGGUGGAACGCGACUCGGAGCUGGGACGCAUUCGGCACUGGACGGAGCUGCUGGGUACACCGGAACAUGGCGAUGCGUAUGCGUGGCCCGAGCUGAGCACCGCAGAAGAGCUGGAUCGCGUUGUUGCGCUGAAUUACUCGUCGGGUACAACGGGCGUGGCGAAAGGCGUGAUGAUUACGCAUAGGAACUACAUUUCGAAUUGCGUUCAGCAGUUGUACCUCCCAGAGCAAGAGGAGGGGUGGCAAGAGUCGUUGCCGCGAAGAAGGUAUCUCAUUUUCCUGCCCAUGUACCAUGCCAUGGCGCAGUCCUGGUUCUGCAUGGGCGCCUUGAAGCAGCAGAUCCCAGUAUACAUGAUGGCCAAGUUUGAUCUGCUGCAGAUGCUAGAGUACGUGCAGAAAUACCGGAUUACGGAUCUUGUCUUGGUGCCGCCUAUCGUUGUACUUAUGGCCAAGCACCCUGCAACCAGGAAUUAUGACCUGAGCUCAGUGGAGAGUGUAGGCUCUGGCGCUGCUCCUCUCGGUGGCGAAAUAAAACAAGAGCUUGAGCGCCUUUGGCCACCAGGCAAGAUCAGCAUCCGAAAUGGGUGGGGUAUGACGGAGCUCACAUGCGUUGGCUGUAACCACUAUCCCUCAGUCCAGUAUCCCAGUUCCUCCGUAGGGGAACUGUAUCCGAACCUUGAGGCAAAGAUCGUCCUGGAUGACCAAGGCCAGGUUGAAGCUCCUCAAGGUGAAAAAGGUGAAAUCUGGAUGCGCGGCCCCAAUGUCAUGAAGGGGUACUGGAAGAAGCCCGAAGCGACAAAGGAGACCAUCACACCGGACGGGUGGUUGAAGACUGGAGACUCAGCAUACGUGGAUGCCAAUCAGUACAUUUAUAUUGUGGACAGAGUCAAGGAGUUGAUCAAGGUCAAGGGACUACAGGUUGCGCCUGCCGAGCUGGAGGCAUUGUUGUUGGACCAUCCCCAGGUACAAGAUGCUGCUGUCAUCGGAGUACAGGCUGAGGGUACCGAAUUGCCACGCGCAUACAUCGUGCUUCGGUCUUCGGUCAAUGCCACGCCGGAAAUGGCGGCAAAUAUCAAAGCAUGGUUGGCAGAGCGUGUCUCAAAGUACAAGCGACUGGAAGGCGGAGUGCACUUUGUCGAUGCGAUACCCAAGAACCCGUCUGGAAAGAUUUUGAGGAAAGAAUUGAGGAGUAGAGCUGCACAGGAAGACCCUAAGCCAAAGCUGUAAACAGUCGACUACACAUAUGUAUCUGUCUCUGCCUAUACAGGCCAUCAUGAUCCUGGAAUGAAUAUCAAUUCCAGUCUUGUUUUAGCGUAAGUUUGGGUUGCAGUGCUGAUCAAGCCUGUCUCGCGGUACUCAAAGAAGGCGCCAAGUCGCUGCCAUGUCCUCAAGCCAUGGUGUCAUGCCUGGUAGCCUUUGAGUGUCUUCAGUGCUGAAAUUGCGUGUCCU
Molecule: messenger RNA, 2152 nt
Organism: Bipolaris sorokiniana ND90Pr
Lineage: Eukaryota; Fungi; Ascomycota; Dothideomycetes; Pleosporales; Pleosporaceae
Exons: 3
Coding region: 233-1930 (565 amino acids)
Biological process (GO): secondary metabolic process
Molecular function (GO): CoA-ligase activity
Source: RefSeq, a predicted model, not a curated record